Molecule: messenger RNA, 7064 nt
Organism: Ctenopharyngodon idella (grass carp)
Lineage: Eukaryota; Metazoa; Chordata; Actinopteri; Cypriniformes; Xenocyprididae
Gene: kcnq5a
Product: potassium voltage-gated channel, KQT-like subfamily, member 5a
Exons: 16
Coding region: 276-3329 (1017 amino acids)
Biological process (GO): transmembrane transport; potassium ion transport
Cellular component (GO): membrane
Molecular function (GO): voltage-gated potassium channel activity
Source: RefSeq, a predicted model, not a curated record
AAACUCCAAUCGCACGACGGCGAGCGCAGAUUGCUUGAGUCAUCUGAAGGUUCAUAACUUUACCAAAUCUUUCAUAGCUUUGAUGCAAAUGAGCUGGAUGCCUGCACUUGUUUGUAGGUGUUCCUGUUAUAUAUAAUCUCAACGAGAAGAUAAAGAGAAGAACAAUAAAAUACUCAAUGUUUUUACACAGGAGACUGUAAAGCUCGUCUACAGACUCUUUAUAUGUGCGCACCGCUGGUGCCAGACGCGCGUUUCCAGCCUGCGCUGGUGAUGCGAUGCCCCGCAACCACAGCGGCGAUGAGGGCGGUACUGGUCUCUGGAUGAAGACCUCGCAGCACUAUGGCAUGAAAGAUGUUGAAGCCGGUCGUGGGACGAUGAACAACGCGACCAGGACGGUCGACAGUUUGCUGUCGGCGCCGGGCACAACAGGUGCAGGAGGCUCGGAGAACCAGAGGAGAAAGCAGGGCGCCCGGCUGAGCCUGCUGGGAAAACCGCUCGCCUACAGCGCGCAAAGCGGCCGGAGAAACGCGCGCUACAGGAAGCUCCAGAACUACCUCUACAAUGUCCUGGAGCGACCGCGAGCCUGGGCAUUCAUUUACCAUGCCUUUGUGUUCACUUUGGUGUUUGGCUGUCUGGUUCUCUCUGUGUUCUCCACCAUCCCUGCUCAUAUGGACCUCUCCAAUCACUGUCUCCUUAUACUGGAGUUUGUGAUGAUUGUUGUAUUCGGUCUGGAGUACAUCAUUCGCAUCUGGUCUGCCGGAUGCUGCUGUCGUUACAGGGGAUGGCAAGGACGACUCCGCUUUGCUAGAAAACCAUUCUGUGUCAUUGACAUUAUUGUGCUCAUUGCAUCCAUCGCAGUGGUUUCAGCUGGAAGCCAGGGCAAUAUUUUUGCCACGUCUGCACUUCGCAGUCUGCGUUUUUUGCAGAUCCUGCGCAUGGUGCGUAUGGACAGGCGAGGCGGUACCUGGAAACUGCUUGGAUCUGUAGUCUACGCUCACAGCAAGGAGCUUGUGACUGCCUGGUACAUUGGCUUCUUGGUGCUGAUCUUUUCUUCAUUCUUGGUCUACUUGGUGGAGAAAGAAUUUAACAAACAGUUCGCCACCUAUGCCGAUGCUCUUUGGUGGGGUACGAUCACGCUCACCACCAUUGGAUAUGGGGAUAAGACUCCACAGACUUGGACUGGACGGCUUCUGUCUGCAGGGUUUGCUUUGCUGGGCAUAUCUUUCUUCGCUUUGCCUGCUGGUAUUCUUGGCUCUGGCUUUGCUCUGAAGGUCCAAGAGCAGCACAGACAGAAGCACUUUGAAAAGAGGAGAAACCCAGCAGCUAGCCUCAUACAGGCUGCGUGGCGUCUCUACUCCACAGACCUCUCCAGAACAUACCUGAGUGCCACAUGGCUGUUCUAUAAAAGUGUUCUCCCUCCUCAAAGGAAAGACCAGGGGGAAUCCAUCAGCAGCCAAAAGUUAAGUUUUCGGGAACGUGUGCGAAUGGCCAGUCCUCGUGGUCAGAGUGUAAAGAGCAGACAGAUGUCAGUGAACGACCGACGCUCUCCUGGCACAGAGGCGGGGGUUGAGGGCAGCAGCCCUGCCAAGGUUCAGAAGAGCUGGAGCUUCAAUGACCGAACACGCUUCCGCCCAUCGCUCAGACUCAAGAGCCAGUCUCGCGCAACGGCUGAAGCUGACACCAAUCUUGGACCGGAUGAUGCUUUUGAUGAGAAGGGUUGCCAUUGUGAUGUGACUGUGGAAGAUUUGUCUGCCCCACUAAAGGCAGUGAUCAGGGCCGUCAGGAUAAUGAAAUUCCAUGUGGCCAAGAAGAAGUUUAAGGAGACGCUGCGACCGUAUGAUGUGAAAGAUGUGAUUGAGCAAUAUUCUGCUGGUCACCUGGAUAUGUUAUGCCGGAUCAAGAGUCUCCAGACUAGGUUGGACACCAUUGUGGGUCCACAGACCUUGAGAACCAAAGCCAAGACCUUUUCUUCUCCUUCCCUGCACUUGUAUUACAGCCAGGCCAAGAGGAAACACUCCUCCCCAGGACUCGCUACAGCUGUGGGUCCACAUCAGACACUCAGCACCAAAGCCAGGAACCUUUCCUCUCCCUCUCUCCACUUGUAUUACAGCCAAAGCAAGAAGAAGCAUGCUGGGGUGGAUCAGAUACUAGGAAAAGGGCAGAUAUCGGUAGACAGGAAAGGCAGGGAGAAAAUCCUCCCAGAAGGAGAGUCCCUGGAGCAUGACAUGAGCAUGCUUGGCCGUGUCUGUAAAGUAGAGAGACAAGUCCAGUCCAUUGAGUCAAAGUUGGACUCGUUGUUGGAUAUAUACCGGCAGGUGUUGCAGAAAGGCUCAUCUUCGAUGCUUGGUCUCUCUGCUUUGCCAUUGUUCGAGCUGGAUCAAACCUCCGACUACCAAAGCUCCAUCCAUAGCAAGGAUUUGUCAUCAUCCUCCCAGCUUACCAGCAGCAGCGUGUCUCAUUCAGGCAGCAGUAACCUACACCGUGGUCUGCAUCUUGCUCUGGCCCCCAGUGAACUCAACUUGGGUACUGGUUACCCACAUUCAGCCUCCUCUUUCUCAUCUUCUCCUCUUCUCAACAACCAACCCUCCAGCCCGGACAGUUUCUACCCAGUGUCCCCUCCUCCCAUUCUCACCCCCAACAACCUUUCCAGAAGUCACCAGCGGUUCAGUGAGCUGACCAGGCCGGUCCCGACAAUCCAUUCGACCUCAGCGACCCUUCAGCUCCCGCCUAUGGUACCAACGCCUCAAGGCCGGCCUACCAGCCUUAUCCCAGAGACUCUACAGGAGAGCCGGGCAGAGUGUCUGAGCAAUUGCCUGUUGAGUACCCAAACCGAGGUUGAGUCGGACAGGGAAGCUGAGAGUAUUCAAAGCACGGUACAGCUACGGGUCAAGCCCGAACGCAACUCCAAGGAAGAUGGGUCGUGGAGAAGACACUUGAGCCUUGACAUUGAUCCUCUAAUGCUCAUGUCUUCCACAGCAGCUGCCUCGCUACAGGUUGAGCGUGGGCUCGGAAAAUCUCUUUCCGCUCAGAACCUCAUACUACCGUCUGCUGCGGACUGCCAUCCCAGCCUGUCCACUCGGAGCAGCGGCAGCAGCAACAAUGAGUCCAGCGACCGCGAGCCGCUGGCUGACUGGGGCGAUACAGAGCUGUUCAUCAAUGACAAAGAGUUGGACACCACGGAGGGCGACAGCUUCCUCCACCAACAAAACAACGAUACAACCUUAUCUUCUGAGCUGCUACGGACAGGAGCCAGUGGGCCGUCUCCCAGCCAGGCUGGACCAAGAGAUAGUCUCGAGUCCCAUAACUUGCCUCACGUAUGCCUCGAAUAACCCCCGGAGCACAGGAACCUCACUGUGGAGACUGGACACAACCUCAUGUCCCUCAUGUUCUUCUUUUCCAAAGGAAAUGGAGUGUCUUGUACGCUCUAUAUGUUUUCUAAUUUUCACAAGAAAAAGACAUGCUGUUCAUACGUUUCUGUUUAUACGUACAUAUCAUUGCAUGGACAAUUUGUCAAAAAAGUGAAUUUAUAUUAAUGACAAACUGUUGGGGAAGAAACAUUAAUAAAAUAUUCUGGGUUAAUAUACAGUAUGUUAAGCUCAAUCGACAGCAUUUGUGGAACAAUACUGAUCACCUCAAAAGUUUCUUUACCAAAAAAUAAUAAUAAUAAUUACAGUUACGGUGAGGCACUUACAAUGAAAGUGAAUGAGGCUAAUUGGUAAACAUUAAUAUACAGUACUCACUGUUUAAAUAGUAGAGCCACAUGACACAAACAGUAUAAGUUAGUGUGACAAAAAUCACUUACUAAGGCUACUUUCACCCUGUCAGUAGUGUUAUUUACUUGCAGGUGUGAGUCUCGAAAUGUCCUGUUCGCUCAGCAGCUUACAAUAAAAUCAAAAUCUGUUACCUGUAACAACAGCAACAGUGACUAAAGUAAUAUCAUAGAUGGUGACGUCCAUAAAACUAAAAAAAAGUCAUCAUUUUACAUAACAAAAGUUCAUUUGAGGCGCAAGUUCAUCUGUUAAAACUUCAUUAACAGACAACAGCUUUUAUAUUUGAGUGGAGAAUGUAGCAUUUGAGUUGCGCACAGACCACAAAAUGAACAGGAGCCAUUCCGGUAAGACAGCGACUGGAUCUAAAACUUUAAAUGAUACACAGCUCAUAUCUGUGUCUUCUUAAAGGUAUAGUUCACCCAAAAAUGCAAAUUCUGUCAUCAUUUAAAAGUGUUGCCAGAUUGGAAAUGUCCAAUUAUCAUACCAGAAGCUCAAAAUUAUCGUAUUUGGAAGACAAAUAUCGUACACAAGUCAAACGUACAGAAUACAGCUAUUUAUCUAGACCAACAACUUUUUGACACAACCUUCGCCUCUCCCCUGUCUUCACAUUACUUUUUUAGCACUCAUUUCCUAUACUUUAUUGCUAAACUAUCAACCUCAGCUUGGAAACAACUGAUCUAAGUGCCACGGCAGGAACAUUAACUUGUGCUUGUGAGAGAGAGUCAUUCUCCACGAUGAUUGGCCGAGAAGACGUAACAAUGAGAUGAGAUGGAAGACAUGCCUAACACCACGUUCUCCUCACAAUCAUGAUGGUAGACGUAGGAUCCACAGCUAGAUCAAUGAGUAUAGAAGCCCUAUGAUUACAACGACCAUCAUUUGAAGUGUCACAAAAUUCUGAAAUUAUCGUACAUUAUGGGAUUUUUUUCAUUACUGAUCAUACAAAGGUCCAAGUUAUUGUACAAAUACGAUUACCGUACGUCUGGCAACACUGUCAUUUACUCACCCUCAAGUUGUUAUAAACCUGCAUGAAGUUCUUUCUUCUGUUGAACAUAAAGGACGAUAUUUUGAAGAUUGUUGGUAACCCAACAGUUUCUGGUCCCCAUUGACUUCCAUAGUAUAAAAAAAAUAUUAUAGAAGUCAAUGGGGACCAGAAACUGUUUGGUUACCACCAUUCUUCAAAAUAACUUGUGUUCAGAACAAGAAAGAAAUUAAUACAGGUUUGGAACAGGAAAAGUAAAUGAUAACAGAAUUUACAUUUUUGGGUGAACUAUCUCUUUAAGUUACCAAAACCUCACUGGAAAACUUUCAACAUGCUAAACAUAUUACAUAUGACAUAUCAGUUGUCCAGUACAGUUCCAAUCAUUCAGCAGGGCUUCACCAAAAAUGCAGUUUUGAGAGACUUUACAGAUCACAUAAUACAUGCUUUAGCAGAGGAAUUGAUGUGAAGCUUAUAGCACCUACAUUGGCCCUAUUCAGUUCCAUUGUGAGUGGCUCACUCUAAUCUACUGUAUAUGCAUUUAGGGAGGAUGAAUUUCCAUUUCAUGCCAACUUAAGUAGGGACAAGUUGGGAUGAAUUGAAAUUAUUUUUUGUGUUAAUCAACAAUAUAAACGCUUACUUGAGCUUAACUUUCAUUUAACCCAUAAUGUUCUUUGACAGUUAUGAAGAGUUAUGGUACUGAAUGAGCACUUCUUUCAGGCUUGCAUGGAAUCGGCAUGUUUAAAAUGCAACAGCAAAUAGGAUUGGAAGUGUGUAUGCACCUGCAAUAAUAAGCCCUCGCUCAGCAUUAGGUUUCAUUUCUCACUUCCUUCUGAAUGUUUGGCGGUCCACUCAUUUGCAUGUGUUAAGAAUUAUGGAGGGAAUAGCAGUAAACCAGAUGGUCUUGGUCCAAAACCAUGUUAAGCCAUGUUAAGAAACAAAUGCAUCUUCACACUUGUAGCUUUCUUAAUUUAACCACUUAACCUGAGAGUCUUAACAUGUGAAGAAAGAUAAGUGCUGUUACUGGAGGGAUGUUAUGUAUGUUAUGUUAUGGGUGUAACGUCCUGUGAGAUCAGGCUUUUUUAAGAGCACUGAUUUCUGAAUUUACUAAUUCCAAGUCCUCGUGUAGAUAUUUGGCUGCUAAAAUAUAAAAAGAAAAAAGGAAGGUAAUACAUCCUUUUCAUCAUGACAAUAAAUCACAGUCACAAUAUCAUAACUAAUGAUUGUAAGUAAAUUUUACAUGUAUUUUGAUUGCUUUGUAACCUGCAUCCAUAUAAUCAGAAAUGAUAUGGCUGUCAAGUAGAAAGUCUCACAAAUGUGUUUCUAUUGGAAUUGCGGCAAUAUCUCAUUUCUGUUGUAUUUUCUGAUUCCCCCCCUUUCAAAUUCUGUAGCAAGCAGGCGUCUUAUACCUAAACCUCAGCUUUGUAACCUCUGUUCUACAUAUUUUUUUUAUUCCAUAAUUCUGAAUGGUACAAUGAGUGCUUUAGCUAAAAUGCUUGUCUGUAUAACUUAGAAUGUAACUUGUAUUGUUAUGUGUAUGUAGAAUAAUCAUGAUUAGCUGUGUUAAUUUGUUAAUUUUUCCUUUUCGUUAAAAGCAUCCGAGGUGUACAUUGAGGAUGUUUUUGGCACUGUUCAAUUGGAAGCACAACUGUUCAGAUGUGUUGAGGAAACCUGCAAAUGUGAUGAAUUGUUUUUAACAUGAAUAUGCUUUAAAUAAGAUUUAUAAUCCAGAGAUAGUUGAGAUGCUUAUUUUGCUCUAGAGUUGAGGUAAAUAAUAUAGGCACCUGAGAAUCGAACUGAGAAAAUGUCAACAGCUGUGGAACUAAUUGAUGCUUGAAAUGCAGAAAAAGGUUGUACAGAAAUAUUAGUCUUCUUAAUUAACACAUUAUAAUUAAUAUUACUAUUGUUAUUGAUUUUCUGAAAGUUUUCUUUAAUUUGUAAUUCAAUGUUUUACGGUGCCUUUUUGCAUUUUAUUAAACAGAUAUAAAACUUCUGUAUUCAUAACAGCACUCAUACCUUGAACUUUUAUUGAAAUUGUUAUGUUUAUAUUUCGAUAAUUGCACAUUCUCUGUUUGGCUGUGAACUUAAAGCGUCUGUCAGUUAAAGCAGCAUUUCUUUGUUUUACCACCAGAUCAAAUAAUUUAUUACACAGAAACUGGCCUUAAUAUACAUGCUUGAUAAUGCUAGCGUUCUCUGUCAUUCAGAAUAAUUUAUUUCAUCAUUGUGCACAUAACAGAGUUGAUGCUCUGAUUGAAAAAUGCAAAAUGAAAAUUUAUGAUCAUGAUAAUACUUAAAUAAACAAAAGACUUGAAACUUGG